GAAAUGGCGGCCAGCUGCUUCGGGUGCAAGGAGGAGAUCAAGGACAAGAUGCUGGAGGCCCUCGGCAAGAGCUGGCACCCGGAGCACUUUGCCUGCAAGGAGUGCAAGAAGCGCAUCGCCGAAAACAAGUUCCACGAGAGCGAGGGGAUGCCGGUGUGCACCAAGUGCUUCGAGUCGAAGGUACAGGCCAUCUGCGCCGCCUGCCGGAAGCUGGUGACUGAGAAAGUAGUGAAGGCGAUGGGCAAAUCGUGGCACCAGGAGCAUUUCAUUUGCGGUGGCCCCUGCAAACAGCAGCUGUCCGGCAAGACGUUCUUCGAGCGCAACGGCAAACCGUACUGCACCGCGGACUACGAGCGGCUGUAUGCCCCGAAGUGCGGUGGCUGCAAGAAGCCGAUCGCCGAGAAGGCCCUGUCCGCGCUGGACAGCAAGUGGCACAAGGAGUGCUUCAAGUGCAAGCUCUGCAAGGAACCGAUCGGGGUGGACGCCAAGUUCCGGUCUGACAAGGAGAAGCAGCCCAUCUGCGAAAAGUGCGGCGUGUAGACGGCGGUGACCCUCGUUGCAUCGGUGGAAACGUCCAGGACGUGUAACAUAACAUUGGAACAUCCCGUCCUGCUGCAAUCUUUCUCUUCACACUGAUUUUUCUCUUUCAAAACAGACACACACACGCGGUGGUGUCAGCACACGUGCACGAUGAUAAUGGAAUAAAGCGUUACCACGCACCCACAGCACCCUCUGUGACCAU
Anopheles cruzii is the source of this 742-nucleotide messenger RNA. RefSeq names its product transforming growth factor beta-1-induced transcript 1 protein-like. The coding region runs from base 4 to 540 and encodes 178 amino acids. The record is from RefSeq and is a predicted model, not a curated record. Gene Ontology annotation, cellular component: Z disc; nucleus. Lineage: Eukaryota; Metazoa; Arthropoda; Insecta; Diptera; Culicidae. The transcript has 4 exons. Gene Ontology annotation, molecular function: transcription coregulator activity.